UGCAAGUUUAGGGUCCAUGGCAACAACCAAUGUUGUAGAUACAAGAAACUUUCUCCUAGCUCUGGAACUUGGGAUAAUUCAUUUGUUUGGUAUUAGAAACAUGGACUUAAGGGACAACCGUUCGUCUUUAAAUGAACUACAGGACAAAAUUCGUUGUUUGACAGAUGAAAAUGUCCAGCUCCGUGACAAAAAUGAAAGCCACUUUACCAAACUGGGCUACCUUGAGAGCAGGUUGGGCUAUCUUGCAGGCUCCAAGACUGACCUCUCUUCCAAACUGGUCUCAAGCGAAGAGGAGAAACUGAAGAUAUCCAAGGAGCUUGUCGAGGUACAUAUACAGACCAACAAAGUGAGGGAGCAGUAUGAAAAGGACAUUUUUGACCUGAAAAUAAAGAUCCUAUCCCAGGAAGGGGUGGUGAUGGAGAUGGAGAUGGAGAGGGACAGGCUCUGCAGGGAGCUCCAGUCUGUCACCGCCCGCCUACAGGUGGCAGAGAGGACAGGAAGUGACCUCACAGAGGAAUACAUGACCCUGAAGAGGAACUACCUGGCUCUGACUGAGGCCCACGAUAAGGAGGUGGUCCAGAAUGACGAGCUGAGCGCUGAGCUGCUUGGGCUGGCCCAGGCUCGUGAUGACCUCUUCAGGCAGACAGAGGAACAGCAGCAGCGUGUUAGGGCCUCUACAGAGGGUGGUGUCUAUGGGCAGGCUGCUCAGGAGCUGGACAGGGUGCGGGCGCUGGUCAGCCGUAUGUCUCACAAUAGAAUAAUGCCAGAGGACCUGGCUAUGUUGGACCAAGAACGUAAAUCUAUGGAGAAGAGUCUGCUUGGGAACCAGGAUGUGAUCAAAGACAUGCUGGAGCAGAUGAAGAAGAGCUAUGAAGAGCAGCAGCACAGACUAGAGGAGAAAGUGGUGGCGAUGGGCAAGGAGCAACAAGAGAACAAGAGAGCCAUCCGCGAUACCCAGCAGAAACUGGCCGAACGGAGUGCGGCCAUGUUGAGCUCUCAGAGCCAGCUGAAGGAGGUGGAGGAAGAGAACUCUAAGCUACAAAUGCAGGUGAAGGAACUGAAUGAGGAGUACCGUGCCAGGCUGGGAUGCUACCUACAGGACCUAGCUGAGUAUGUGGAUGGUCUGGCAAAGGGGAGGGGGGUGAAGGGCCCCCCAGAGAGGGUGAAGAUGAGGGGCUUCGUGGACAGCAUGCUCCAAGAGGUGCGCUCCUCCUACAGGGCUAGAGAGGAGCAGCUAGCCUCUGCCGCACGCUCCUACAAGAAGAGACUGCAGAGGCUCACUAAGAGCCACCAAGCCCUGCUUAGCGCAUACAGGGUGCAGAGGGAACAGGUCCUGUCCCAGCCAGAGAGUGGCUUGGACCCCGGCCCCCCUGAGGCCCACUUCAGCCUGGAGCCCAGUGAGCUGAGGGGAGAGACGGAAAGGGAGCUCCAGCUCCUACGCCAGGACAAGGCCAGGCUGGAGGGCCAGCUCCGAGAGGCUCAGAAGCCUGUGGCUGUCGUCACUAGACCUAUUCAAACAGUCAACUUUCAGGAUUCUGGAAAGUCAGGGCAGAUAUCUGAAGAGGCCUGGACUGAUAUUAGGAAACAGCUACGGGAGAUCACCAACUCUACUCAGGAGGGCCAUGAGAGGGAGCGUGCCCAGCUCAUCACCAGGGCUACAGUUGCCGAGGAGCAGCUGUUAGAGCUGCAGGAGUAUGUUGACAAGCACCUGGGAAGGUACAAGCAGGAGAUCACACGGCUGCGUAGACUGCUGGGACUGGAGACGGGGCUUGCCCGCAGAGCUGAGGCUCCCAAACCCCGCCAAUCCAUCGCUCGAUCAAGAAUCCAAGCUAUGAAAUAUGAUCUUCCACCCCCCUAAAAAAAAAAAAAACAUCUAACCAUAUGUAUGAAAUCUGUGCCAGUCAGAAUAUUCCUCAAAGAAUAACAUGAUUACUAUGACAUAAUAAUAAUGGACUCCAUGGAAAGGCAUUUGUUUCAAUAUUGCUUUUUAUUAUCAUUAAAAAUAACAGUUCCUCACUUUAUCAACAUGACUGUAAUAUGAUGAGGCCGAAUUUGAAAGAUCUCACUGAAAUUCAAUUAUUUUUAGAAGAGGUCUGCAUGUCCACUUUGAUAUUUAGCGUACACAUACAUGUUAUUGGAUAGCAAGGAGGAGAAAGAGAGAGAGAACAAGGGGGGGCAGGAGGAAUAAUUGGUUGGAUGAGAAGACGUUGUGGGGUGAGAAAGCAGCCAUACGUGGUGCUUGAAGUGGAUUAAAAUAGGAGCCAGUACUCACUCUUUAUAUUUGGAUAUAAUAUAAACACCAAUAUAAGCACCAAUAUAAGAGGUGCCGGUACUCAAGUAGUAGAACAAUUGACCUGAUACGUCUGUGAGAGAGAAUGGGAUGAAGACAAAUAGAUCUUAGUUUGGAAAUGCUAAGAUGGGGUCUAUAUAACCAGUGUUAAAAGCAACUCAUUCACAUAGAGAGAUUAAGGAGAUCAAGAGAAGAUUAUAGAGCUACUGUAUGAGUGCUUAUUGUUUCACUAUAAAUAAACUACACUAACUUUUUCUGCAACUUACUCUCUUUUCUGUGGCUCCAACAUGCUCCAAACCUCCAAGUGGUUUGCCAUGUCUGUUACAUUCUUACACAUGGAGGCAGCAUUAAUUAUGCAAAUUGUCUGAUAGUUAAGUUAAAACAAAUGUACAGUAACAUUUUGGCAAGGUACUACAUUGGUUAAUUGUGAGGGCACAGCACACUUGUUACCCAGAGUAGAACAUCUCUUGAUCUCUAUUGUUGGGAAGAUAGGUGGACAGGCAGUGCAUCAGAAGCCACUGCAUUCCUGUAUCUGGGACAAUUGUAUCAAUAUUCUUGGUUUGAUUGUGCUGCAUGUUAUAAUGGAUUACCUGCACCUAUAAAUACAUGUAACACAUGUAACUAUAAUGAAAUUAACUUUUAGAAAUGUUUGUGAAAUUUGUUUGUAGGUACCUGCUAUAGAAAUGCAUUUAUUCAUGUUGACAUUCGUUUUGACACCUUAAUGCAUACUUUUAAAUUAUAUUAAGUGAAUUGAACAUGAAAAUAAAUAUGUUUUAGAGAGUACUAAUGUUACAACAGAGAAAUACUUAUAUGUUUUUAAUAAAUACUUAAAAACA
This is a messenger RNA of Oncorhynchus kisutch (coho salmon), 3126 nucleotides long. RefSeq names its product coiled-coil domain containing 78 (gene ccdc78). NCBI's taxonomy places the organism in Eukaryota, Metazoa, Chordata, Actinopteri, Salmoniformes, Salmonidae. The record is from RefSeq and is a predicted model, not a curated record. Gene Ontology annotation, cellular component: cytoplasm. The transcript has 14 exons. Bases 17 to 1858 code for a protein of 613 amino acids.